Cylindrotheca closterium is the source of this 2946-nucleotide messenger RNA. The record is from the annotation of a GenBank genome assembly. NCBI's taxonomy places the organism in Eukaryota, Bacillariophyta, Bacillariophyceae, Bacillariales, Bacillariaceae.
AUGACGCAAGAAGAAAAUCAGGUCAUCCUUUUCUACAAGUAUCAUCCCCUAUCUGGUGAUCGUACGAUUGUCGAAGAAUAUCGUUCGGCCUUGGAAUCCUUGUGUCAAGAGUUGAAACUGGAAGGACGAAUCUUGGUGGGAUGCAAUGAACACCAAUCCGAAGGUAUCAAUGGGACGCUUUCUGGAAGUAUGGAAAAUGUCCAAACUUUUGUGCAUGCCAUGUGUCAGUAUCCUUUUGAAUCAGCAACCGCCAACAACAAAACCACCGGCACUCCUAUUUUGACGGAACACCCAUCCUUGGUCCAGACAUUUUGGAAGCAGUGUCAGCAAUUUUAUGCAAAUGCCAAGUGUGAGCCAUUGAUCAUGACGUCAGCUGAAUUCAAGUGGAGUUCGAGCAAAAACGAAAGCAAUCUCUUUCCCGAUCUGAACAUCAAAGUCGUCAAGGAGCUCAUUGGGACAGGUGGUGUCUUGGCGUCCAUUCCCUUGGAGGAGGUUCAUCAAGGAUACUUGACACCCAAAGAGUGGCAUGAACGAAUUGCCAAGUACAAGGAACAAGAAGAGGACGAUACGGUCUUGAUCGAUUGUCGGAAUACCAAAGAGUUUCAGAUUGGACAUUUCCCCAACUCGCUUGACCCAAACACCACAACUUUCAACCAGUUCCCGCUUUGGGUCAAGAAACAUUCACAGACGCUCGCUAAUAAGAAAGUUCUCAUGUAUUGUACAGGUGGCAUUCGAUGUGAAAAGGCAUCCGCUUACAUUCGUCGUACCAUUCCCAAUGUCCAAGAAGUCAACCAUUUGAAGGGUGGAAUUCACAAGUAUCUAGAUGAAUAUGGCAAGUCCAAUGACUGCUUGUGGGAAGGCAAGAAUUUUGUCUUUGAUGGACGUGGAGCCCACAAGGCUUCGGAAACGGCUGGUUCGUCAUCCACCACUUGCAAUGAUGAUAAUGAUGGUGAUGAUGGUGAUGAUCAGGCUAGUGCUGCCACUUUAAAGCCAACCAGUCCAAUUGGAACGAACGCAACCUACAAGGUGGUUGGCUCCUGCACGUAUUGUGCGGCUCCCUACGAUACCUUUGAUCCGAAAUGCGUGUGCACCGUCUGCAACGAACCAACGCUGAUAUGUCUGAACUGCCAACCUUUGUAUACCGAAUACCACUGCAAGAACCAUCAGCAUUUGAAGAAUUGCUACUUUUCGAAUCUUUCGGAAUUCUCGUUCGACCAACUUCACGACCAACUUGCCGAAUUGCAACUCAUGCUAGAGGAAAUCGCCGUGGGACGAAAGUUCAAACAAAAGCGCAAAACACUGAAGCGACAAUGCAACAAGAUUAUCAGUCGCAUCGAAGAGCUACAAGGAAGUGAUGGAAAUAACAGCAGUCGUAUAUCCACGGAAUCUUCCAGCCAAAGCUUGAAACGGACACGAGUCCUCACUGAAAAUCAAAGGAUCCAUGCUGACAAACCCGCAGGAACUACGAAUGGUGGUGAAGUCAUCAAGAGUGCCAAGCGGCGAAACAAUGCCCAUCUUCAAGAACAAAAGGAACAACUCAAGCAGAAAUUUGUUCGCGAAUUGCAAUCCUUGGGAUUGUUCCAGCCCGCAUCAGCGUAUGUAAAGAAUGGAAUUCGACUACCGCCGCCCUGUACUCGAGUACUUUGGACCAAUACCAAGGGCAAGUGGUGUGGAAAGGCGCUCCUUUACGUAUUGCAAAUGGAGUUUGCGGAACUUUCCGAAAAUGAUCGCUUGGCCGAAAUCAUGCAAAAGGGUCUGCUGGCUCUGAAUGAUGUUCCCAUUACGAGCUUGGAACAAGCCGAGUCGAUACGACUCAAGAAUAUGGAUGUCAUUAGUCGUAUCACUCAUUGGAAUGAACCCCCGGUCCGCAUUCCCAACGGAACUAUCAACGUUCAAAAGAUUGCAUUGCCACAAAAUGUACUAGACGAAUACUCCUUCUUGGAAGAAGUAUCGUCAUCCGCUACCGUCAUUGUCUGCGACAAGCCAUCCACGGUUCCAGUCCAUCCUGCUGGUCCUUAUUUGGCAAACUCCUUGACCAUCAUGGUGGAAGCCCAAGAAGGUUUGGAACCAAAAUCCUUGAUUCCCUGCCACCGCAUUGAUCGGGUGACGAGUGGAUUGACCAUUUGCUGCACCGAUGCCAAGAUCGCUCGGUUGAUUCAAGGGCGCAUUGAGGAAGGGUCCGUCAAGAAGCAAUAUUUGGCCAUGGUACAAGGUCAAUUUCCUAGUUCGUUGGAAGAACUGAAUGGAUCUGGUCCUAUUUGUACGGACUUGGCCCAAUGGGAAUGGAAGAACGAGGAAAAGACAAUCAAAGUGAAUGGGCCCAUUGAAACUGUGGAUCCAUCCAAUGGGAUUCGUAAGAUUACAGCCAAGGGCAAGCCAUCCAGUAGCUUGUUUCAACUGAUUUCGUACGAUUCGCAAUCCAAGACUUCCAUCAUUUCUUGUUGCCCAUUGACCGGACGGAGUCACCAACUGCGAGUCCAUUUGCAAUGGCUCGGAUACCCAAUCAUGGAUGACAUUCAAUAUGAUGGCAAGCGACUGGACGAUGAAUUGACAACAACCAUGGAAGGAUACGAUCGAGUGGUACAAGCAAUGGAAAAAUUGCAGGAGCAGCCCAAGGAGGAGGGUCUUGCAAUAGCAACCACCGCGGCCGAAGAAGGAUUGACUCCCGCACAAGUGCAAGCCGCGAUUGAAACCUCGUCGUGUGCCCGAGAUGUUACUUCUGCCUUUACACCAUCGCAACUAUUGCAAGGUGGCCAUGCGAUUUGCCUUCACGCCUAUCGCUAUCAAAUCCCAUUCUUUGCCAAGGGCAGCAAGCAACAUAAAAAAAAGGACAAGCAGCAGGGCGAUGAUCAUCCUAGUAGUAGUAUUGCGAACUUGGACUUGCAAGUUCCAUUGCCGACCUGGGGAACAAGUGUCGAUACUGCAAAGAUUCAAUGGUUAAAAUAA